CUCUCUUUCAAAUUGCUUCCUUAAGACGUUCUACUCCAUUUCAUGAACUUCUGUUGCUUGUUCUUGCAUUUUGUUCAACAUGGAAUCUAGCUUCUUCACAAGUUAUGACAAUGAAACUUUGGAAUCUGUAAUCUAAUACAUUGAUUCCAAAUUUAUCUUUUUCAUGCAUUUCGAAAUGGGUUGCAUUCAGAUGUCUCAUUUCAUCCUUCUUUUAAUGGUGUUUGUUGCUUCUCUUGGUGUUGUUACUCUUGGAGAUAACUUAACAGAUUCCUUCUGGCUUCUGAGAAUCAAACAAGAAAUAGUUGAUCCAUUCGGAGUUCUUGACAACUGGUCUCCAAGAGCUCAUGUAUGCAGCUGGCAUGGAAUAGCAUGCUCAGAUGAUCAACAACAUGUUUUAGGCUUGAAUCUAUCAGGCUCAGGACUAUCAGGGUCCAUCUGGCGUGACUUGUUGCACUUGACUUCCCUUCAAACACUAGAUUUGUCCUCAAAUAUAUUCACUGGCUUCAUUCCUUUUGAGCUUGGACAGCUUCAAAAUCUAAGGACACUGCUUCUUUAUUCAAACUCUCUUUCUGGUAAGAUUCCUACAGAGAUAUGCCUUUUGAGUAAGUUGCAAGUCCUUAGAAUAGGUGAUAACAUGUUAUGGGGCGAAAUUCCUCCAAACAUUGGCAACUUGAUUGAGUUGAGAGUAUUAGGCCUUGCAUACUGCCAAAUAAAUGGGAGCAUUCCUGAAGAAAUUGGUAAUUUGAAGCAUCUGAUAUAUCUCAACUUGCAAAACAACUUACUCAGAGGCCCCAUUCCAGAAGCCAUUCAUGGCUGCGAGGAGCUUCAAAAUUUUGCGGCCUCAAACAAUAUGCUCGAAGGAGACAUCCCUUCUUCAAUGGGGUUGCUUAAAUCUCUACAAGUUCUGAACUUGGCCAACAACAGCCUUUCUGGAUCAAUUCCCACAGAGUUAAGUCAGCUUCUUAAUUUGAGUUACUUGAAUUUGCUUGGGAAUCGAUUGAGUGGGGACCUUCCUUCAGAGCUUAAUCAGUUGGUUCAGCUUGAGAUGCUCGACCUGUCAGAAAACAACCUCUCAGGGAACAUAAGCCUUCUCAAUACUCAACUAAAGAAUCUUCAAGUUCUGGUUGUGUCCGAUAACGCUUUGACAGGUAGCAUUCCAGUCAACUUCUGUCUCAACAAUUCAAAUUUGCAACAACUCAUUCUAGCUCGAAAUAGGUUGUCGGGUGAGUUCCCUUUGGAGCUAUUGCACUGUUCAUCGAUCCAGCUAUUGGACCUUUCUGAUAAUAAUUUUGAAGGAGAGAUACCGCCAAGCCUGGCCAAGCUGGAGAACCUAAAAGAUCUUGCUCUUAAUAAUAACAGCUUUACAGGAAACUUGGCUCCUGAAUUUGGAAACAUGAGUAAAUUGACAAGUCUUUAUCUUUUCGACAACAAGAUUACUGGUGGAAUUCCAGUGACUAUUGGAAAGUUACAGAGGUUGAGCAUUCUCUUCCUGUACGAUAAUCAGAUGUCAGGAAGUAUUCCGAGAGAGUUAACAAACUGCUCCAGUUUAACCAUGAUUGACUUCUUUGGCAAUCAUUUUACAGGUUCCAUUCCUGAGACUAUGGGGAAGCUUAAAAAUCUUGUACUUCUUCAACUGAGGCAGAAUGAUUUAUCAGGUCCUAUCCCACCAAGCUUAGGCUACUGCAAAAGACUACAAUCCUUGACCUUGGCUGACAACAAACUUUCAGGAACAUUGCCACCCACAUUCAGAUUCCUUUCAGAACUCAGCCUCAUUACUCUUUACAACAACUCCUUGGAAGGUCCUCUUCCUGCGUCUCUCUACCAACUCAAAAAACUCAAAAUCAUAAAUCUUUCUCACAAUAGAUUUAGUGGAACCAUCUUGCCUCUUACUGGCUCAAAUUCAUUGACUGUGUUGGACUUAACAAACAAUAGUUUCUCAGGCCCCAUUCCUUCUAAACUAGCCAUGUCAAAAAACCUAAACCGUCUUCGCCUCGCCCAUAAUCAUCUUACUGGUAGCAUUCCUUCUGAAUUUAGCCAACUCACGGAGCUCAAGUUUCUUGAUUUAUCAUUCAACAAUCUCACUGGCAAACUAGAUCCUCAGCUCUCAAACUGUACAAAACUAGGACACCUCCUACUUAACAACAAUCAACUUGCUGGCGAAAUGCCACCUUGGCUAGGCAGCUUACAAGAAAUUGGGGAGCUAGAUCUCUCCUCUAAUAACUUCCAUGGAACAAUCCCAGCUGAAAUUGGAAAUUGUUCAAGAUUACUUAAGCUUUCUCUCCAUGGCAAUAACCUCUCUGGCAAGAUCCCACAACAGAUAGGCUAUCUCAUUUCUCUCAAUGUCCUUGAUUUGCAAAGGAACAACCUUUCAGGAAAAAUUCCUUCAACAAUUCAGCAGUGUAAGAAGCUCUAUGAACUGAGGCUGUCUGAGAAUUUCUUUACAGGUUCAAUACCAACUGAGCUGGGAAGCUUGACUGAACUACAAGUGAUCUUGGAUCUAAGUAAAAAUCUUUUCACUGGUGAAGUUCCAUCUUCUCUUGGAAGUCUUGAGAAGUUAGAGAGAUUGAACCUCUCUUCUAAUCAACUCCGAGGAGAAGCUCCAUCUUCACUAGGAAAGCUGACAAGCCUCCACGUAUUAAAUUUGUCAUAUAAUAAUCUCCAGGGCCAAGUUCCUCCAAGCUUGGCAGGAUUCCCACUUAGUUCUUUCUUGGGGAAUGUGAAGCUUUGUGGCCCACCAUUAGUAUCAUGCCCAGAAUCAGCGGAACAAGGAGGAAGAAGACUGUCAAACUUUGAAGUUAUAGGUAUAACUGCGGUGAUUGUGUUUAUUUCAACAGUGAUAUGCCUGAUUAUGCUUUAUAUCAUGCUUAGAAUGUGGUUAAAUUGGAGGAAAGUUUCCGUUUCAAAUUCGGAGGGUGUUGGUGGGAGUGAACAGAAGAAAGAAGAGGAGAAAUGGGCUUAUGGAGAUGAAACAAGAAGAAAUGGUGAGUACUGGAGAAUGAAGUCCAUGAUAUUGGUUCCUGCACAAGAUGAAAAAAAUUCUACAGAAUGCAUAUUCCAGUUGAAAAUGAACAACAAAGAAAUGGAUGAAGACUUGGUCUGACAUUCGAAAGAUGAGGUCACUUCCACGUUACCUUCUAAUUUGUUGGGGUUUAUUGGCUGUAAAAUUCUGUGUGCCCUUCAAUUUCUUUAACAAAUUAAGUGUGGUUCAAAUGCUUUCGAGUGAUACAAGAAGUUGAGUGUACAUAUAUGUUAGUUUAAAAAGGCUAAAAACUUGAAAUACGAUGUCUUUUGCUACUUUCCAUUUCAAUUCUCGUUGGGAGCCAGCCUUCUGAUUUAGUCUGAACUUGUACAAUUCAAAGAGGUAAAAUCACUAUUAUGUUCACUGGCAA
Messenger RNA from Mangifera indica (mango), 3389 nucleotides. Its product is annotated as LRR receptor-like serine/threonine-protein kinase GSO1. NCBI's taxonomy places the organism in Eukaryota, Viridiplantae, Streptophyta, Magnoliopsida, Sapindales, Anacardiaceae. The transcript has a single exon. Gene Ontology annotation, molecular function: protein binding. Bases 164 to 3100 code for a protein of 978 amino acids. The record is from RefSeq and is a predicted model, not a curated record.